Molecule: messenger RNA, 2313 nt
Organism: Saccharomycopsis crataegensis
Lineage: Eukaryota; Fungi; Ascomycota; Saccharomycetes; Ascoideales; Saccharomycopsidaceae
Exons: 1
Coding region: 1-2313 (770 amino acids)
Source: RefSeq, a predicted model, not a curated record
AUGGUCUCCUGGAAUUUCAAAAAGAACAAACACUCGAAAUCUAACCAUCCAGUCCUGUCGAAAUCAACGACGAUGAUGACAACAUUGACGUCUGGUGACCCUGGCACAACCGCAACCAACCACCCCAAAGAGUUGCUCAAGCACACUACCAAGUCCACUGGGGCCCUUUCCUCCAUGGCAAGUAAUAACGAUGAUGCUGGAUCAGACCCAUUAUCACCUCAAGAACUUAGCACCCUUCAAGGCUCUACAGCCUCGAUGUUCAAUCGCAGCAACGUCAACUCGUACUAUAAGUUUCUGGGCACCAUUCCUUUGGAGAACAGUAAUGCUAACAAUGACUUUACCAGGACUCAAGACAGAAUCCCUCCUUCUAAAGUGAUGCAUCCUAAUAAUACUUCUGCUACUGAUACUGCUAUCAUUACAACAAAUGAAGAUUCUGAAAAAGUAUCAAGUACUCCAUCAACACUCAAACAAACCGGGCUUCUGUCUAACAAAAAUCUAUCAAGGUCUGGUUCAGGAAACGAAAUAAAUAAAAAAUUGCCAAAGAAACAAUCUAACAGGAAUUUACAAAAGGAUGGCGACAUUAGUAAAAAGAAACCAAGAAGAAAGUCUUUAUUUGGAUUAUUUGCGAGAAGUCUGAGUGGGGACUCCCUUGAAAACCCUCUUCCAAAUCAAAAAGAUAUGAUGACAUCAUUGGGCAAUACCAAAAUCGAAGACAAUGAUAAAUCGACCAUCAAGCCAAAAAUUGAUUCGCUAGAUAAUAUUGUGGCUGCUCCAAAGAAAAUACAAAACGAUGACGAUUCGGAUGAUUUGAUAUCGCCAGCCAGCGAGAGAUUUCCUCGAAAAUCUCCAGAACCCGAUGAUGAAGAAAUCAACAGCUCCAAGCUCAUUAUCAUCAAAUCAAAUGAUCUGGACAAUAAUGAGAUAAACGAGCAACAACUGCUGAAACAAGACCACAAAGCAAUUGAUGCUACUGCCGAUUUAUCUAAUCCUUUCUUUAUGAAACACUUGGCCAAAAAAUAUUCCAAUGUCAACCCUAUUUUGCCUUCUUCGCCAGUACUUAGUGAUGUAUCCUCCGGUAUACCAGUUACUUCUAAUCCGGAUAAAAACUUUGAAUUUGGUACCAACAUUGAUACCCAACUUAGUGGGGCGUCAAGUCCUAACAUGGUCCGGAGAAACUCUUUGAUUUUUGAAAGAAAUGUUCAGGAACAACCGUCAUUUUCUCGCAGAAGCUCUUUUCUUCAUAAUCCGAAUUCGUCUCCUCAUCAAUUGAUCUCUAAAAAGAGCGCCUCGUCUCUUCAUCUUCGCGGUUCGUCACCAGGAAGUCCUAGCAGUCCAAAUUUUUCCCAUUUUUUUGAAAAACCAACGAAACCAAAUGAUGAUGAUCUCACGAGACGCAGAUCAUCUUCGUCGACUGCCUCACUCACUUGCCCACCAGGACUCAAAAGUAUUCCAAAUCAUUACAUUCUUGAUGAUUAUAUUUCUCCGGUGCUUGACUCGGCAGUGAAUCUUAAUUUAGAAACUACCAACACCUCCAUUAGCGAUCCAUUAUCCGGAACUGGUGGGGGUGAUAUUUCCCCAAGCAGCUCUCUGGGAAUUAAUUUGAUCCUCGAAAAACUGCCUAGGAGACCGUCGAUCAUUGAAACAUCCCUCAAUAAUUAUCUCGACAAAACCCUCAAUAGCAACUCGAAUACUAGCGGUGAUGCUGCUACUGCUACUAUGACCAAAAAGUUGGCAUCAAGUAGUAGUACCAGCCUUUUGUUGCGCUCAAAUGACGAUGCUGGUCCUGGUGUGCCACCUCCUGAAUCAGAUUUGACUACAUCUCCGGCAUAUAAAUCUAAAAGUAACGAAACAUCUGAAGGCUCCUGUUAUUCAAGACGCAACUCGCUAUAUGUUGGGUUAUCCCCAUACCCUCCACGAAAGAAGAGCGUUAGCCUGGCGACUCUCGGGCAUCAUUGCCAUUUGAAUAAAAGCGUCACAGAGUUGAAUAAUGGAUCAACACCGGUUAGGGUCAAAAGUAAUACCGUUAGCUCCAAUACUUCGACGAUCAGAGAUCGGGAAACUGAGCCGCAAAGUGGGCUCAGAGUACACACUUUUGGCAAUGGUGCACCAGUGGCAAAAGCUAUUGAUUUCAACUCGUACGCCGAGCUUUUGGAUAUGGAAAAUAGCGUCGGUGAUGGGUUUUACACUUAUAGUAUGGAUAAUGAUAAAAACACCGCAGUUGAUGAUGCCAGUCCACGAAAUGAGGAAUUUUACGAUGCUUUGACCAGCCCAGCUAAGACUCAAUCAUUUGAUAUUAAAAAAAUUGAGACUUAA